ACCGUGCACGCAUUUUGCAGACGGCUGCAUGCAACGCGCACAGAGAUCCUUUCCCGCCUGGGCUCCCCUAGCAACCUCCGCGCUCUCCCUCCCAGAUUUAGGGUGGGGCGCAAUCCGCGGGGGAAAAUAGCUGGUGCCCAGGGCUGCGAGGGCUGCGCCGGGCUCGGCUCGCUCCUCCCACCCCGGGCCCGCCAGCCUCCCGCAGGAAGGGGAGGGAGGCGCGCAGAGGACAAGGGCGCGGGGCGGGAGCAUCCCGGGCGCCCCGGCGGGAGAGCCUGACUCGACUCCGGGAGGCCGGCGGCGAGGGUGACCCGGCCACGGGGCGGGGCCGGAGGCGGAGGCGGAGCCCGUGGCGCAGUGCGACCAUGGCCGGCGCGGUGGCCGGGCUGCGAAGCGUGGGGAGCCGGACCGCGAGUGCAGGGCUGAAGUGGAGCCAGACCAGAGUGUUCUCCUCUUGGCUGGACAAAUGGCUUCCAAGAAAGAAGCCUCUGAUUGCUCAGAAAAAACCCAUCAAGGUAGACCUGAAGGCAGGGAAAACAUAUAAAUGGUGUGUAUGUGGUCGAAGCAAGAACCAGCCUUAUUGCGACGGCUCCCACCUCUUCCAGCGAACGGGUCUGUUCCCCCUGAGGUUCAAAGUUGAAGAAAACCGUUCAGUCCUUCUUUGCGCCUGCAAGGCAACCCUGAAGCCCCCAUACUGUGAUGGUACUCACAAGACCGACCGGAUUCAGAAUGCGGAAGAGGGCUCCCCGCUCUGACCAGCAGACCACCAUUGAAGGCCUCGCUUGGGUUUGGGUUGGCAGCAUCUCUUCCAGGCACCUUGGAGGGCUCUCCCAUUCUUGAGGGUCAGAGUGCCUUCCCAACUGGGAGAUCCUGCCAAGACCCUUCUGUUCCUCCACACCUGGGUCUAGACUCUGUGUCUACUUCCUCUGAUGGGAGGCUUUCAGUGUUAUUCCCUGCAUUUGAUCCCUUGACCUGUUGGUUGCAGUGUAAGGGUCCUUGGUCCCCUCCCCUUAGGACCCAGGAACAUGUAUUCAUCCCCAUUAGGCACCAUUAAACGUACCUAGUAAUGUG
Molecule: messenger RNA, 1071 nt
Organism: Dromiciops gliroides (monito del monte)
Lineage: Eukaryota; Metazoa; Chordata; Mammalia; Microbiotheria; Microbiotheriidae
Gene: CISD3
Product: CDGSH iron sulfur domain 3
Exons: 4
Coding region: 366-755 (129 amino acids)
Cellular component (GO): intracellular membrane-bounded organelle
Molecular function (GO): 2 iron, 2 sulfur cluster binding
Source: RefSeq, a predicted model, not a curated record